AUGGCUAAUCUCCUUCCCAUGAACUUACCUCACGAGCUGAUGCGUGACGUUCAAAUUGGAAAAUGGCACAUUCCGGCAGGAACCGGUGUGAUUGGUCAGAUUAGCAAUGUUCUUUAUGACGAGGAGGUUUUUGAUGAUCCGCUCGUGUUCAAUCCCAACAGAUUUAUCGAUGACAACUGCAAGCUGAAGAAGGUUGAUGAGUUAAUACCGUUUUCUAUCGGAAAAAGACAAUGUUUGGGUGAAGGUCUUGCAAGAAUGGAGCUUUUCCUUUUUGUUGCGAAUCUAAUCAAUCGCUUCAAGCUCUCGCCUGUGGAUCCUAAUGACCCACCCACCAUGAAAAAAACCUUUGGAACAACUGUCCAACCGAGAGAAUAUCGGUGUUUUGUAAAGUCUAGACAAUAG
Cylicocyclus nassatus is the source of this 402-nucleotide messenger RNA. The record is from the annotation of a GenBank genome assembly. Lineage: Eukaryota; Metazoa; Nematoda; Chromadorea; Rhabditida; Strongylidae.